GAGAAGUGCAAAGCCCACCCACAUUGCUACUGUCAUACCCUUUGGUGCUGCUGGUCCUAAGUACUAUCCCGUCGGCGAAUACCUGACCUUACCUGAACCAGACUGCUUGUAGGAGGUAGAACCUGGAGUGAGAGAGAGAGCUUGGCGCUAACCUGGAAGUCAACAACGCUCACCGCGCUGAACAGCCACCGCGAACUUGACGCGCAGACGUUGCGAUCUACGCACCGAGAACCACUGCUGUAUCACCAGCGCAUUGCAGAUUGUGCAUCUGAAGCAGUGUCUGGCCGAGGCAUCCAGUACCAUCACCACCGCCGCCGCUUCCACCACCACUACCACCAUCCCCCCCUCCCUCUCUUCCACCUUCAGCGCUCCCACGGUGGCUUCCGACGACGACUCCAUUCACACCACCCCUUCCCUCCGCGGCCUCGCGCCUCUCUCCAAAGUCGACGUCGACUCGUGUUUCCAUCUCGAAGCAGCAGCGGCGGCGGCGGCAGCAGUAGCAGAAGUAGAAGUAGAAGCGCAGGAGCGGCCACAGGAGCAGCAGCAUCAGCAGGAGCGCGACCGCGACCUCGAGCCAUCCUCGACUUCGGCCGCCGAGAGUCCUCCUCCGUUUUCUUCACACGGCUUCCCAGCGCAAUACUUCCCAGACCCGUCGCCUGAACACCCGUAUCCCCUCACCACCGCGUGUGCGACCGCGCCCCUUACUGCCACUGCGCCCGCCGGUCCCGCGCCGCCAUUCCCGUUCCCAGAAACAGAGCAGCAGCACGCGGCGCCCUCUACUGUCGUUGCAGACACCAAGGCUGCGCUCCCACGAGAUACCAAGAGCGGAACAUCGAGUAAGGAUCUAGACGACGGAGAACCGCCGCCGCCAUACACUGAAGGCUCCAGUCCACUCGAAGGCUUCACAUACGUCAUGGCAGCAGCAGGAGGUGCCGCGAGCAUCCUCACGCAAGUGCAGCAGGCCGGACCGGCACCCAUAAACACUUCGCUCGGAGGAGGCUCGGAAGAGAACAUCACUCUUGAACUCCGCGGCACCCGAUUUACCUUGUCUAGAGACGAGCUUCUGACCCUACCAGAAUUCGUGCUUCUUUCCCUUUUCCCGAACGGCCUGCUCCCCGAUGGCCACAUGAACAGCUACCAAGACGGCGACGUCUAUCCAGUUGAUUAUGACCCCAUUUCCUUGCAAUACAUGCUCGAGUUCUUCCGAAAUGUUGCACAAACCAUUCCGCAAGCAUCAGAAGAGGCUCAAGGCCAGUCGAGCGAUCCACUGGCCCCAAACACCAUGCCAAUCGAGCCGAUGUCGGGCAAUGCCCGAGACAUGCUGCAAGAUCGCGCUGGUAUCAUCGUCCUUCGGGAAGAUCUCGACUUUUACGCGAUCCCGCCACGCAAGGAUGUCGAACAAAUGGAAAUGAUCAACAUCAAGCGUGCCGCAAGCCGAGCGCUGCUCAAGCAAGACGGCAUCUUCUCUGGCCUGCGAAAGAGUGAGGAGCCUGGUACCACAGAGCAACAUCUCAUCGAGAUGCUUACAGCGGGCGGUUUCAACCACGACGAUAUAUGGGGGCAUCGUGCAGCCGAACCACAAAAGGCAGUCAUAUGCUCCAUCGCGCUAGCACGCCUGCGAACAGACAUCAACAAGGGUGAUACUGCUGGAGUUGCCAACGCUGUUGGAAUGGCGCAGAAACUACUCCUCUUUUGGAGGAAGCCAGCACGUAGAUGCUGGUGGGAGGGCGUCGAGCUCGAUGACGUUGAAGGAGUUCCCGGCAAGCUGAAGGUGUGGAUUAGAAGAGUGUGGACCCUAGAAAUGAGUGUUAUAGGGUUGCGCUAAAGUUCCUGGGGUCUACAUUUGACCUGUGAUCUGCCACUCUACCCAAUGACCCAGCAGCGCACCCGGCAAGCAGUCUGCUUGCACAUCCUGAUACCCCAGGCGGCGUUUCUAGGACGUCAGCCUUUCAUUCUCUUCAUGUUGGAUCACGAAAGCAUUACGAGCGGGCGCAAUAGAAAGCAUUGCGUUGGUGGAACAGUCCUUGAAGCUCAUUGUAUGCAUUCAAGACUGGCCGAGGCAUAAAAAACUUGGUGCUAUUACACCACAUUAAUGCGUCCAUAGACACUUUCCAGGAAUGCAUAUAUGGGUAUCGGACAAGAUGCCGUUUAUAUGCGUAAGAAC
Molecule: messenger RNA, 2164 nt
Organism: Sphaerulina musiva SO2202
Lineage: Eukaryota; Fungi; Ascomycota; Dothideomycetes; Mycosphaerellales; Mycosphaerellaceae
Exons: 7
Coding region: 914-1825 (303 amino acids)
Cellular component (GO): nucleus
Molecular function (GO): RNA binding
Source: RefSeq, a predicted model, not a curated record